Molecule: messenger RNA, 1003 nt
Organism: Dermatophagoides pteronyssinus (European house dust mite)
Lineage: Eukaryota; Metazoa; Arthropoda; Arachnida; Sarcoptiformes; Pyroglyphidae
Product: ribonuclease H1-like
Biological process (GO): DNA replication, removal of RNA primer
Molecular function (GO): RNA-DNA hybrid ribonuclease activity; magnesium ion binding; nucleic acid binding
Source: RefSeq, a predicted model, not a curated record
GCUGACCAGAAUGCACGGUCAGAAUUUCAUUCUGUUUGUUUGCAAUAAGUUAGCUUGUUUUGUUUCAUUUGUUUUUUUUGGCUGAAAAUUAUUUAUCAAAGAAAAACUAAAUUAAAAUGUCAUAUUAUGCGGUUGCAAAUGGUCGACAACAAGGAAUUUUUAAUACUUGGGUUGAAUGUGAAAAGCAGGUAAAAGGAUUUAGCGGUGCUAGAUAUAAAAAAUUUAAAACUAAAUCCGAAGCCGAACAAUUUAUAAAAAGCCAUAAACCUCCUGUCAUUAUUUCAUCAAAUUCGAAGGCGAAAAUUUUUGCGACGACUUCGACCACAACAACAGCUGAUAGCAGUAAUAAUUUUGUUCGAAUGAUUACAUCUAAGAAGAAUGGAUCACCAUCUAACAAAAUCAAACAGAAUAAUCAAAUAAAACCUGUUGGUAUUUAUGCUAAACAAAAACAUCCCCCAAUUCCAAAAAGUCGAAAAAAUGAUUUCAAUACAAUACGUCGUAAUCAUCUAGGCGAUCCAAUUGUCUAUACUGAUGGUGCAUGUAUGAAUAAUGGUAAACGAAAUGCUAAAGCUGGUAUUGGUGUAUUUUGGGCUAAUGAUCAUCCGGAUAAUAUAUCACGUCGAAUUAGAGGUCGACAAACAAAUAAUCGUGCCGAAAUUGAAGCAGCUAUCGUAGCCAUUCAAACGGCAUUGAAAAAUAAUUGUUUAAAAUUGAAUAUUUAUACGGAUUCAAAAUUUAUGAUAACAGCCAUGACCGAAUGGUUUCCCAAAUGGAAACUUAAUGGUUGGAAAUUGUCUACUGGUGAAACGGUUAAAAAUAAAGAAGAUUUUUGUCGUUUGGAUGAAGAAAUUAGUAAAAUGGAUCGUCUAAUAUGGACAAAAGUACGUGCACAUUCAGGUGAUUAUGGUAAUGAAAUGGCCGAUAAAUUGGCUACAAAUUCUAUUAAAUAAAUUCUAAAUUCUGUGAUUUUUUUCCCAUAAAAAUUCGCUUUUUGUAAAUCAAA